CUCUCCUCGCCUCUCGCUUGCGCUGCUAUCCCUUCUCUCUCUCUCUCCAUCCCUCGCUCUCGCUUGCUGCUGGAGCUCGAAACCCUCGCCAUUUCGGCGCGCGGGGAGGAACCCUAACCCUAGCUAGCUCGCCGGCCCUCCGCCUCCCGCCGCGGGGGGGCCGCGGGCGUCCCGGCCCGGGGAGGGCGCCGCCGAUCUGAUCCGCCGCGCCCGAGCGCCGGGCCGAUCGAGGCUAUGGAAAAAUAAGAGGCAGGUUCCAGGUUGCUUUCUGCUUGAAUUUAGUUUUGUUGGCUGAGGGUUACCCUUCUGUGUCAAUUGUAAUCUCAGUGGAAUCAUCCUCAUCAUCCCGAACCUGACAGAUUAAAGAGCUGCAUGUAGUGUCAUUUGAUACGAAACUUUGGGGGUUUGCAUAUUGCAGACACCUGACGUUUUCACGUGCAUUAGAUCCAUAGUAACACGUUGGGAAUGUCACAGUUUCACCCUACUCAGCAUGGAGGUGAUAAUGAUUAUCAGAUGUGGCAACAACAAAUGAUGUACAAGCAAUUACAGGAGUUUCAGAGACAGCAGCAGGUACAACAGCUUGAUCAUGGAGCCAGAUUGCAACCCUCCUUUGGACAGUUUCAAGCUCCUGCGAAACCAGUUCCUACUGAUCAACUACCAGCAAUGUCAAAUGAAAUGCCAAACAAUGAAUCUACAGCUUAUGCAUGGUCACAUCAAUUACAUGCUAGUAGUGACCCUGGGUUGACAAACAAUUCCCAAAUGUUGAAUCCUAGCAGUAACACAAAUUGGGAGCAAUAUGGUGGUGCUCCUGGUGUAGGCAAUUUUGUAAAUGGUUCAAUGUUUUCAAAUACUCAGAUUCAGUCCAUGAGACCGAUGGGAUUAGCUGCACACCAAAUGAACCCAUCUUUAUAUCAAAUAAAUACUACCAGCAGAGAUGGAUCUGGAAAUCAGCACUCUCAGUUCUUGGGGUUCCCAACUGAUCCACGGAGUGCAAUGACAAGGGCAACAGCACAUCAGUCUGAAAAGGCAUCAAUGCAAUUUAGCUCUUUAAUGAGUGAGCAAGGUUCAUCCAACUCUAUGCAAAAUUUCCUUGGAAAGGUAGGUGAUAAUAUCAAGGUGGGUACCCCUGUUCCAGUAAAUCAUCUACAACAUGGUGUUCAACUCCAAGAUUUUCGUGGUAGGCCAACCCAAGUUGAUUUUCAAGUAGGCCUGCAUGAGAAAUCAACAAUGCAGGUAGAGUCAGGAAAUGGUGGUGCUAGCCUUGACCCUACCGAGGAGAAGUUCCUAUUUGGCAAUGACGAGGAUAGCAACUGGGGAGCUCUUUUGAGGGGUGGCAAUGAUCAUGGCAGCAGCUCUAUGGAUAAUGACAACUUUGGUGGAGCUCUGCCAUCUCUGCAGAGUGGGAGCUGGAGUGCGCUUAUGCAGGAAGCACUACAGUCUACAACCAGUGACAACAGUCCCAAGGAAGAAUGGAGCGGCUUGAGCUUCCAGAAACAAGAACAAAUUAUAGCCAAUAAUUCAAACUUGCAAGGUCAUGACCACAAUAAAUUUACAGCAUUAAGUGGCGCCAAUCUAGAAAAUCAACGACCUUCAUCAGCUUCUAGCUACGGUGAUGGAACAAUGCAUAAUCCAAAUUUUACUGGUUUUCAGCAUGCUGCAAGAACUCCUUAUGAGCAAAGAGACAGAAUGCAGCAUGAUUCUUCUAAUGCUACUGGUUCUAAUCAUCAAUCAACCGCAGAAGUCAACAGUGGAUAUUUUCAUCAGAGCAUGAAACAAAAGCAAUCCGAUGAUUAUGGGAGACAGGAACAAAUGAACACAUCAAAUGGCCUUUGGACACACCAGAAACCUGAAACGCCAAGAAGUAAUUCACACUCAACUGGUGGACAUGCUACACCACCAAGUGCACAUGGAUUUUGGAUGUCACAGCAAAAUAAUAUUGAUCAUAAUAUCAGCAGAGAGUCUGGUAGCAGCCAAAAUGACUGGAAAAGCAAGACCCCCCUUGCACAGGACAUCAACAGUACCCCAAAUGUCUUUAAUAAUGACGGGAACUUUUGGAAGUCAAGUGGAGGCAAUACAAAUUCAGUCCAUAGGCCUCAGCAGAUGAAGCCUGAUAUAAGCACCUUGCAAAUGCCAAAUGACAGAUCUGAUGGUAAAAGCACUAGCAUGAUGGGCUCAAACAUGUCGACGUUAAAUCAAGAACAGUAUCAAGCGAUUAUUGGUCGAACUGGUGAACAUGUUGGACUAAACAAUAAUAUUGGACGUAAAGGUCCAGAGAUCACAGGAUCAUUAGGAAGAAGUGCAGAGCAAAAGUCGAAUGACCACAACCAGGAUUACCUAAAUGUUCUUCCUACUGAAAGGCAAGGACAUAGUUCAAACCAUGGACAGCAUGUGAGCAGUGAUCUUGCUGCCAGGAGGCAUCCUUUCUUUUCUGGAAAAGAAUCCCAAAAUUUGGGUCAAUCAUCUGGUCAGCAAGCAAUGGGAUCAUACAUGUUGCAGAAUCAUGCUAUGGACAACUCAGGAAUGAACAUUAGGCAUUCUCCAGGCAAUUCAGUGUCUAAUCAGUUUCCACCGCAGUCACAUCAGACACAUAAUAACCUGAAGCCUCGAUUCAUUACUAACUCCCAGGCUUCGAGUAAUGUGUCUCCAGUAAAUGAGAAAAUGCUGAUGAGAGAGGAGCAAUUUAAAUCUCGAUACGUACCAAACAGCUCCAGUGCACCACACUUUGGAGGAUCUGAUGCUGGCCUGCCUCAAAAUCGAGCAAUUCAAAACAGUCAACAUAUGCUUCAACUUCUGCAUAAGGUGGACAACUCAACAGACAGCAACACAGCUGCUGAUUUACCAACCAGUUCACCUGAUAAUAUUGCUAAUGUUCAGCAGCAGCUUAAUCAAUCUUCUUUGCAAAAUUUUGGAUUAAGACUUGCUCCACCAUCACAACGACAGUUGACUCCAGGCCAUGUGUGGUCUACUCGCACUGAUGUUGAUGGCAAGCAACCUGAACACUCAACAAAGGGAGAAGACCACACACAGCCUUCCGCUGCUAGCCAGUCUUUGGCUGCUGGGCAUCCAUCUUCACAACCAACACCAUUUAAUUCUUCAGAAAUAGAUGGUACUGGACAGCAAACUGGGCAAUUUCCCCAGUUUGGUUCAGUCCAACAGUACCCUGUCUCUGAUGCAAGAUCUGGUUCUGUAGCCAUGCCUCAGCAAGGCAGCUCUGCAACAGUGUUCAAGAAUGUAUGGACACAAAUAUCAGCACAGCAGCGUCUAGCUGGUAUGCAAUCUAAUAAGAUUACACCCAAUAUUCUCCAAUCCAUGAUGUUUCCAAAUAGCACUGCAGAGUCCAACUUAUGGGGCUCUCAAAAGGCAGACGAUCAAGGACAGAGGGCAUCAACUCCAUCUGAUGUUGCGACAAGCUCAGCCAAUUCACAAAAUCAAGAAACAAAACAAGGUGGGGACAGUGAUGCAGGGUUAGCCUCUUCUGAGAUGGCAAAUUUUGAUUCGACAGGUGCUACUGUAUCAAGAGGGAAUGAAUCCUUGCAGAAGAAUUCGUCAGAUGGGAAUUUUACCAUUCCCGUUUCAUCCUUGGCACGGUUGCACCAACAAGGUAUCAUGAACCCUAAACAAGGGGAGAGCCCUGUAGCAAACUUUCAGGCUAUGAAGGCUUCUCAGAACACUGGUAUUGGGUUAAAUGGAAGCCCAGCACCGUCAAACAUUCAGCAGCAGAAUUACUCUCUACUCCAUCAAAUGAAAGCCAUGAGACAUGCAGAUGUAGAUCCAGCUAAUUUAGCUGGAAAGAUGCUUAAAUCACCUGAAACAGGUUCUGAUGCUUCACAAGUUGACUGGAAAUCUGGUCAGAGAUUUGCACAUGGAGCCAAUAACUCAGUCAGAUCGUCUGUUGACAACACUGGGAAUGCAAAUGCCGCAGGGCCAUUCCCUUCUGACAUGAAAAUGCUAAGCUUUACUCCAAGGAACAAUGAUGAUAGAAGUCCAAGCAUCCCUUCGCAAUUCCCUUCAAGAGAACCACCCUCUCAGGGUAUGGUAGUCACAGCACAAACUGAGCAGCAAACUCAAGUUCAGCCUGCAAAUCCAUCAUCAGAUUUAAUGGAAAGAAGCGAGAGACCCAGGAUAAACCCUCAAAUGGCACCUUCUUGGUUUGAGCGUUAUGGAAAUCACAGAAAUGGUCAGAAUCUUUCCAUGUUCAAUUUGCAGAAGGCACAUGUUCCACCAUAUAAUGUUCCAAAAGCUUCUUGGAGCAUGGACAAUAAUUCUGCUGAGCAAAGAAUCGACUCUGGCCAAACUGUUAGGCCAGGAAAUUACAUCUCAUCAAAAAAGAUGGAAGUUUCAGCUCCUUCCAGUAUAAUGCAAAGGAGGCCAAAGAAGCGCAAGUCUACAGAAUCUGAUCUUGUUUCUUGGCAUAAAAUCAUUGAGCACCCCCAAACUUUGAAAAACAUAAGCACAACUGAGAUGGACUGGGCUUGGGCAGCUAAUAGAUUAAUGGAGAAGGCAGAGGAUGAUGCAGAAAGUCUAGAAGAUGUCCCUAUAAAUUAUAUAUGGCGCAAAAGGUUAAGAUUGACAACAAGAUUGAUUCAGCAGAUUCUUCCUGCUAUACCAGGAGCGGUCCUCAGAGCAAAAGCUGCAUCAGGUUAUGAAAGCGUAACCUACAACAUCGCUAUGUUGACACUAGGAGAUGCAUGCAACAUGGCAUCAUAUAACUCUCACACCCUUGCAGAUCAUGAAAAUACCUCACCUGAACAAACAAACACUAAGAAAAUGGAAGACAAAUUGUCAAAGGUUGUGGAAGUUUUUGCUGGAAGAAUCAAGAAGAUAGAAAAUGACUUUGUGAGCUUGAACAAGAGAGCUUCUAUGCUGGACGUGCAACUUGAGUGCCAAGAUUUGGAAAGAAUUUCCAUUGUAAAUCGUUUAGGAAGAUUCCAUGGCCGGAAUCAUGCAGCGGGAGUUGAGGCCUCAUCGGCUUCAGAAAUGACUCCUCGCAGAAUUUUCCCCGAAAGACAUGUCAUGCCUUUUGCAGUGCCUGGAAAUCUUCCUGAAGGGGUGUACUGUUUGUCACUCUAGUCAAGUGCAUUGAUUCCUCCCAUCUUUUUACAAACUACUCACCCUGUGAUUCCUAGUGCUCCUUGUUAUCAUGCAAAGCCCCUUUCAUAUAGAGCAGCCAAAUCCAGGGGUAGUCGAUAAAAAUCGAAACCAUCACACACCACAGGUGAUGGAGAUGCCAAGGGAUGCGUCCAGCCGAUCAACCCAGUGCUGGCUGCCGUUGUUUCUCCCUUGUAUCAAGUAUAGGUCCUGUAUAUUGUGGAAAGCAAGUUGAAACUACGGAUCUCGCAUCAUUUUUCUGAUGAAGGAAGAGUAUUAGCUUCAUACUUUGUUAGAGAGCUCAGUGCUUGCUAGCUUAGUACAUCUGGCGAACUAUGUAGCUAUUUGUCAUCUUUUUAUCCAUGAUGAUGAAGUGUUGGCAGGUUAGAGGGGGGAAUAAUAAUGGGAACCUUCCUCUGGGUUCUUUUGUUCGUUUAGGAUGGGAUGCAAAUUGGCUAGUGUGUCCAGUCUAACUGACCAGUGUUAGUCAGCAGUUAAUUACUAGUGUUAUGUAGUAGUUCCGAAAGCAUUCUUGGAACAAGUGGCGUGUAAGGGAGCUUGGAAACUCUUGUAAUUUCAAUCCCCGUAAUGUCCAAAUUCCAAUGGGUUCUUGUAAAUUUAAAAUGCAAAUAUAACUUGAGGUAAGAUUGCACUCGUGCUUCAUGU
Oryza brachyantha (malo sina) is the source of this 5754-nucleotide messenger RNA. Its product is annotated as hornerin-like. Lineage: Eukaryota; Viridiplantae; Streptophyta; Magnoliopsida; Poales; Poaceae. The record is from RefSeq and is a predicted model, not a curated record. The transcript is spliced from 8 exons. Bases 466 to 5070 code for a protein of 1534 amino acids.